AUGUUCACCAGAGAAACAAACGAGUAUGAGCGCCUAUACUCCCUAGACGUGCUAGGGAUCGAGGAUCGGGGCGAAGGUGACCAGCUUGAUGUCUAUCGAGAGUUUCAAGAAAGCAUCACAACGCGAAACGACGGGAGAUAUGAAGUGAGCGUACCGUGGAUACCGGGAGCAGAGCUUGUCAACAGUAACGAGGAACCCAGCAGGAAACGGUUGAAGAACAUAGAACGGAAACUGAGUCAUGAUAAAAAGCUUCGAGAGGCUUACAAGGAGAUUGUGAAAGACCAGCUAGAGAAAGAGAUUAUUGAGCCAGCACCCUCCCAGCCAACAGGACCUUGCGUUUUCUACAUGCCUCAUAUGCCCAUCGUCCGAGAACAAUCUAGCAGUUCGAAGGUGCGAAUGGUAUUUGACGCAAGUGCGAGACCCAAUCCGUUAGCGAACAGUGUGAAUGAGUGUAUGCACACCGGACCGUCUUUACAACCGUUGAUGUGGGACAUUUUAAUAAGAGCGAGAAUGAGUCCACACCUUGUAGUAGCAGAUAUCCAAAAGGCGUUCCUUCAGGUGGGCCUGAAGGAGGAGGACAGAGAUGCCUUUAGGCUUCUUUUCAACAUUAACAACCAUGAACAGCACUUCAGAUUUGCCCGAAUUCCCUCCGGUGCAGAAGCCAGUCCGUUCAUGCUAGGAGCUACAAUAAACUACCACCUUGACCACCAACCCGAUACCCUAGAGACCACCGUUCAAGCGCUACGACAGAACACAUACGUGGAUAACCUCAUGCAGAUCUCAGACGACAUCGAAGAACUGAGCAAGUUCAAAGAAGAAGCAACCCACAUCUUUGAAUCGGCACAAUUCCCCAUUCACAAAUGGGAAUCAAACGUACUGGAGUUAGACACUGAACCCAAUCCAAGCAAGAUACUUGGACACAUCUGGGACAAGCGUGAAGACUCGCUUGAGAUCAAGGUUGAUGCAAGUUCAACGGAGGGUAGUCCUGUGACAAAGCGUACUAUUCUAAGUAAACUCAGUGGCGUGUACGAUCCACUAGGGAUAAUGUCUCCAACCAUGGUAGAGGGGAAGCGUAUUUAUCGGGAAGCUUGUGACGAGAAUGUUGGCUGGAACGCGGAAGUCAGUGACGUAGUGAAGAAAGAUUGGGUACGGUGGACUAGCCAAUUGAGAAACGUGAGAGUACCAAGAAGCAUAGCAAAAGACAUACGUAAGAUUAAUAAAGUACAUCUACAUGUGUUCGCUGAUGCUAGUAAUGUUGCAUGUUCCACCGCAAUAGCAGUGAUUGAACAUUCAAGCGGAGUGAUCAAGGGGCUACUGACGUCGAAGAGUAGAAUAUCGAAGCGCAACACCACAAUAGCGAGGUUGGUCAGUGGGCAUAUGGCCGCAAAUAUG
Molecule: messenger RNA, 1392 nt
Organism: Paramuricea clavata
Lineage: Eukaryota; Metazoa; Cnidaria; Anthozoa; Malacalcyonacea; Plexauridae
Source: the annotation of a GenBank genome assembly